Clarias gariepinus (North African catfish) is the source of this 5739-nucleotide messenger RNA. Its product is annotated as protein 4.1. NCBI's taxonomy places the organism in Eukaryota, Metazoa, Chordata, Actinopteri, Siluriformes, Clariidae. Gene Ontology annotation, cellular component: cytoskeleton; plasma membrane. The transcript is spliced from 23 exons. Bases 209 to 2869 code for a protein of 886 amino acids. Gene Ontology annotation, molecular function: actin binding; structural molecule activity. Gene Ontology annotation, biological process: cortical actin cytoskeleton organization. The record is from RefSeq and is a predicted model, not a curated record.
CUUCCGUUUUUCGCCCUCUCUCUUUCUCUUUCUCCCCUAUUCUCUCUCUCUCUCUGUCUCUCCCUCGUUUGGACCGCUUUGUCUUUCCAAAGCGAAUAGAAGGACAGUGUGUGUCUGAGCACAUUUACUGUCCCGAAACCUCCAUGCUCGAUUUCUGGACGAAAAUCCGACCGUUAUUCCUGGAAAUAAAGGACUGUAAGUACAAAGAAUGUCAGAGAAAGGUUCCAUCGCCGAUGUGAAGAAUGCCAUGGAGGGAGACAGCAAAAGAACAAGAGACCAGGAUCAUGACUCAAAGUUGUCUGAUGAACAUCGUGACACAGAUGAUUCAUCUGAGAAAACAUCCAGCAGGAUGUCGAGGUCCCCACAGAAAUCCUCCAAAAAACCAAAGACAGUUCCUGUGAAAGUCACGCUGUUGGAUGGAACUGAGUAUGAAACUGGAGUGGAGAAAUCCUGUAAAGGUCAAGUCUUGCUGGAUAUGGUAUGUGAGCAUCUAAACCUGCUGGAGAAGGACUACUUUGGCCUGAGCUUCUGUGAUUCUGACAGUCAAAAGAACUGGCUGGACCCGUCAAAAGAGAUCAAAAAACAAAUUCGGGUAGGCUCUUGGCAGUUUUCAUUUGCUGUCAAGUUCUAUCCUCCUGACCCCUCACAGCUAAUAGAAGACAUCACUCGGUAUUACCUGUGUCUUCAGUUAAGAGAGGACAUGCUGUCGGGGCGCUUGCCAUGUUCAUUUGUCACACACGCUUUGCUAGGCUCAUACGUCGUGCAGGCUGAGCUGGGAGAUUUUGACCCAGAUGAGCAUGGACUUGACUACAUCAGCGACUUCCGCUUCGCUCCCAACCAGACACGUGAGCUAGAAGAGAGGGUUAUGGAACUCCAUCGCACUUACAGGGGCAUGAGUCCCGCAGAAGCUGAGAUGAACUUCCUGGAGAAUGCUAAAAAGCUCUCAAUGUACGGUGUUGAUCUUCAUCAUGCAAAGGACUCUGAGGGCAUUGACAUAAUGUUAGGUGUGUGUUCAAGUGGAUUGUUGAUCUACAGGGAUCGUUUGCGCAUUAAUCGUUUUGCCUGGCCCAAGAUUCUUAAAAUCUCCUACAAGAGAAGCAACUUUUACAUCAAAAUCCGCCCUGGAGAGGUAGAGAAAAAGUAUGAACAGUUUGAGAGCACCAUUGGCUUUAAACUGCCCAACCAUCGAGCUUCCAAACGCUUAUGGAAGGUCUGCAUCGAACACCAUACCUUUUUCAGGUUGGUGUCUCCUGAACCCCCACCCAAAGGCUUUUUGGUAAUUGGCUCAAAGUUCCGCUACAGUGGGCGGACCCAGGCCCAGACUCGUCAGGCGAGUGCAUUAAUUGACAGGCCGGCUCCUCAGUUUGAGCGAUCGGCUAGCCGGAGGCACUUACUCUCACGCAGUCUAGAGGGGGCAUCUGCUCUGGGCGAUACAAUGGACAGACUCUCACAGCAUACCUCCAGUGACCCUACACAUAGUCUCUCCAGAGAUGAUCUGGACCGGGAUUACAUGGGGUCUAGUCUGGAGCAGGAUCUGGACCAGCAGCUGAAGCAUACCUUAGACAGGAGAUCAGACAGAGAUGCUACGCCAUCAAAGACCAUGGGGGAGGAGCCAGGCUCUCCUCUAGACUCUAAGGCUGAGUCGGACCAGGAUUUGGCCCCUCGCCAUAAACAGGAGCAGUUCCUGGAUAAAUCUGAAGAUGUCCUGCAAAAGCACCAGGCAAGUAUCAAUGAGUUGAAGAGAGCACUGAGGGAGCCCAACAGCAAGCUAGUCCACAGAGAGAAGCGACUUUCUGUGACAUCUUCUGGCAGCACCCCAGAGAAAAAAACUGAACCCCUUCCCACCCCAGCAAUUCAUGCGGAACCUCAGGAGGAAGCUCAGAGAGAGCCAUGGGAGCGGCGACUGGGAUCAGUGUCUGAGGAUGACCCUGAUCCAGAUAAUCUGUAUCUCAAAGAGACCCAUCUGGGCAUUGAACGCAAAUGCUCAAGCAUCACUGUUAGCUCCACUUCCAGUUUAGAGGCUGAGGUAGACUUUACUGUCCUCAUGGACCUUCAAACAGGGAUGGAAGAGUUCUCCAGAGGAAUGUCAGAGCUAGGAGAGAAGGACUUCUCGCCUGAACUUUGUGUUUCAGACCGCCCAGCACAUCCAGCUUUCUUGCUAGGGUGUGAGCCCAUUGUCAUUCCGCAUGAGAAACCUGCUGAAUUCUUAAGGUCGAUGGAAGAACCAAAGCCCAUUAUAGAACAGAAGCCUGUAGAGCAACGUAAACCUGAGCCUUUUGUGCCAAAAAAAGCUCCAAGGUCAGUGAAGGCUGCUCAGGCAUUAAAAAAAGAAUCUGCAGAUCUUCAAAUCCAGCCAGUAGGACAAGAUGGCUCAGACACAGCAUCUGUACAGCUUCAUAGCAGAGAGAGCAGUGACAUCAUUGUGUCUCAAUCUCUAAGAAAAACAGAAGUCAAGAUUGAGACGCAGCCGAAUGGAUCAGAAGUUACCACAACCAUAAUGGAGAUAACAGACCAGGAUCAUGGUAUGAGUGGUCUGCGUGAAGCCCCGUUCUCAGUGACAGAAAGGAUCUCUCCUGUGAGCUUCGGAUCUUUGGCCAGAGAGGGUUCUGGGUCUCCUCUAUUUGUAACAGAGAAUGUGACAUCAGCCACAACACAUGUUACCAAAACAGUAAAAGGAGGAUACUCGGAGACAAGAAUUGAGAAGAGGAUUAUCAUAACUGGAGAUGAUGAUGUUGACCAAGAUCAAGCACUUGCCAUGGCAAUAAAAGAAGCCAAGCAACAACAUCCUGACAUGUUGGUAACCAAGGCCGUAGUUGUCAGGGAAACAGAAUCUUCCACACAAGAUACACACGAGCAAUUCAAGUCCUGAUCUCUUAGGCUGCCAGGACCAUUCACAGGAGAAGUACUGUAUUUUAAACCACCUACUGAUUGGUGGAUCAUGGACCCUUACUAUCCGGCAUCCAUCUGUCCUAACCCACAGGAUCCAGUGCCUCCCUGGUGGCACACAGAUAUACAUCCUUCCUUUCACAAUUCAAAUCUCACAUCUGUGCACCCAUCUGUCUGUUUUUACAUUUAACGUGGUUAUGCUGAAUUGGAAACUUUUCUCUGCCUGGUUCACAAUACAAUGCGCAUGCCAUGUUGGACCAUUCACCUAUUUGAAAACAAGUAUUUCUCUAGGUGUAUAGAGUGCUAUUUGAUAGGCAAAAGGAAAGACGACAUGCAAGCUUAUUUUUCAAUCAUCUUACCAUAGGAAAAGUAACUCAUCUCAGAGUACAGAUUACUGUUACAUGAUUAGUUAAAGUUAAAAUACUGUUCAAUUUUAAUUCUCAGACUAUUUAUGUGCAUGUGACAACAGUCACAUAAUAGAAACAAUCAACACAUCUUAACAAUGGGCACCAUCAGAAUACAGGGGAUCUGUGCACUCAUCAAACGAGCACGUAUGUUGUUGAACGAGCAUGGACAGAUUGCUGGACACAAGGACAACAGUUUGUGCCAAUCUAUUGAAGGACGUUUCUGAGAAGUAGUGGCUUUCUGAGAAGAGAAAAGAGAAAUCAUCAGGAAACGGCUCUAAACAAGGGUGACACAAAUACUUAAUUUAACAUGACAACAACCAAGGUCAUUGUUAUAAAGAUAAAUACUCUCUAUAGGCUUUGCUCCUGACAAAAGUGUCAUGUUGUAAUUAAUGUAUAUUUGGCCAUAGGUACCCCUUCAUUAAUCUUGUAUGAUUCUUGAUCAGUUAACAAAAUGACAUUUUCCAUGAGGUGCUAAUUCCUACUGUAAGGUGAGAACCCCAGUUGAAAAAUCCCUGUUGAAAAAAUAUAAGUAAAAGCAUUCCUUAACCUCUCUCCAGUUAUGCUUUAAUCAAUCAGGUAAUUAUGUAAUAUGAACACGUUCAUACGAAUGUUUUUGCACAAUAAUUAAAGAACCAAUGAAAAUAUUUUGAUUUAUGUUGGUAUUUUAAACUAAAAAAAAAAGUUAACCCCUAGAUAUAUGGACCCUAAUGCUAGCUAAGCAAAAUAAAAUGUGUUGAUUAAUUGUCAUGUGCAUGUCAAACUGCCCAAGUAUUAAGUACACUAGUUUUUAGAUUAAAAAAAGAAAUGAAAGAAGACACAAAUAUUUUAAUUUGUCUUUUUAAAUACCUCCACUCUCAUCAUUCAUCCUUUUUAUUUCUUUCUUCCUUUCUGUUUUUAGGAGAAACUGUCCAUCAUAAAUCACCAAGUCCCAUAAAGAAAUGUCUUUACAGUUUCACACUGUUUCAAUAUAAUGAUUGAUUACUCUGUGGUUGAUGUCAUGAGUGUUUUAUUUUUAUUUUCAAUAGACUGUUUGUGCAGUGAUUCUCCUUAAAUUCUUCCCUAUGUAAUGCUAGUGCUGGAACAGCCUAAAGAAUGAAUGCAGAUUUGCUUGUUGUAGUGUUUUAUAGGUGAAUGGGCUGUAAACUGUACAUGUAUUACUGUCCUUUAAAAUUAUACUUGGGGAUACUGUGUAAGGAUAAAGAAUCUCAUGCUCUGAUUUUCAUUAGAAAGCUGACUUGUAGAGGAUUGUGUUAUGGACCUUUAAAAAAGAAUUGUACCAUGUGAAUGUUUCAUAUAGGCACAUCUUUAACUUGAAAAUAUCAUGGGUAGAAUUAGAGCAUUAAGACAUUUAAGCAGUACAUUUACAGACUUAAAUGGAGUGGUUUUCCAGACAAGGUUAAAAAUAAAGUUUUAAUAGUGUCAUACUCCUAGAAGAAUAAAAUGUGGUUAUUUAACUUUCUAGCUUUAGCUCCCUGAUUAAAUUAAGGUAUCCUUCAUUAAAGUCACAGAUAGGAAAAUAGAAAUCCACGUUUUUAUUUUUAAACAUGUGGUUCUGAUUUGUGCUUUAUCUGGCCACACAUACUCUAGCUAAUGUUCUUUAUCGAUAUACUAAACAUUAGCAGAUAUAUAGCAAUCUUAGAACAAACUACUCAUCCCUUGCAUUGAAUUUUCACAGCUUGGUGUGCACUGUCUUUCAUUUUAUUUUAAAAAUUGCAUUAGUCAGCAAUCAGAAUUUAUUGCACUAUUUAGCAAAAGUCAAAAAUAAAUAAACAUAACAAUAGUAAUAAAAUAUAAUUAAUGGCUGGAAAACCACCCCUGGUUUAUUUAUGUAUUCAUUUAUUUAUAAUUAGAACUACAAAAGUGCCAUGGAAAGCUGCUAACUUCAUUCCAAGCCAUUCAUCAGCUACUUAACCCAGACUUCCAUCUCAAACCAAGACGUCCAAUAUAAGCCUAUGGCUGAUUUAGCAGUGCGAUUUAUCCUGCUUGUUAUUUUACAGCAUAGUUUUCUCCCAUUCUCCCACUGAGGAAGGGUUUAUGAGAGAUGAUUUGGUAAGGAAAUUGGUGACAUCUUUUGAGCAGAUGUUGCUUACAUUACAGGUCAGGGGUCAUAACCUCACCCUGCCUUUUCUAAUAACUAUUAAUCAUGUGCCAUGGAUGUCAUGUGCAAAAGGACAACAAACCUUACUGAUGAAAACAACUCUGCAUCUCUGCAUACUGUAUGUGACCCAUCACAUCAAGUUAGUUGGUAAGUUGAAUAGGUUUACUGUAAAUAUGACAAAUCACCUAAUGUGAUGGGUCACAUGAUCUAUUUAUUUUUUAUUUUUUGCAUUUACACUACUUUUACUUGUACUCUGUAACUGCUACUGCUUGGUUUCCUGUGUUUGGUGUACAGUGGUCUACAUUAAAUAAAUUGGCCAGUUAAUGCCAUGUGCUGUCAUAAAUUAGU